CGACAGCUUCGAUUCCAACGAACGCACCACUAGAAAAUGGCAUCACCCAGCCCUGCUCCACAUGCCAUUCUCCUGGAUAAAUUCAACCAAGUGUUGGCGUUCCGCAGUGUAUCCGCCUUCGGGACUCUUGGAGUCGCAGACUUCUUGGGCGCCCACGGCCCCUCCUCGACCGCCACGAUAGCGGCGGCACUGCAAUUGCAUGCGUCUGCCCUCUUUCGUAUGCUGCGCGCAUGUGCCAACGUCGGUUUGGUGACCCAGUCAUCCCCUCAUGAAAAGGACGCGGAGUUUGAGCUCACCCCAAUUGGCAGCUGCCUUCAAUCGAACGUCCCAGGCUCGCUCCGCAGCGUCCUCGACGCGUGGGCUCAACCGAGCCACUGGCAGGCGUUCCAGCAUUUUGAGACCUCCAUCAAGACUGGCCAAGCAGCCACCCAUGCAGCGUACGGAUCUGAUAUUUGGACGUAUUACCAGCAACGCCCGCAAGAGCAAGCGACGUUUGCGGCCGCCAUGUCAGACUUGUCCAGGUCUGCUAUCGCCCCAAUUCUGGCGGCCAUUUCCCUUUCGAAUGCGUCCAUGAUUGUCGAUGUCGGUGGCUCCCACGGGGACCUUCUCGCGGCAAUCUUGACCAAGGCGUCACCUCAAGCUCGCGGCAUCUUGUUUGACCUCGAAGAUGUCAUCGCGACAGCACCCGCCGCCUUGGCACAAAACGAAAACGGCCACCAGAUCACGCCGGUCGCUGGAAACUUCUUCGACUCGGUGCCGAAAGGGGAUGUGUACUUGCUCAAGCACGUUUUGCACGAUUGGAGCGAUGACGAAUGUGUUGCCAUCCUGAAAACCAUCGCUCGCCAUGCCCCUCGCGGGGCGCGGGUGCUCGUGAUUGAGCUCGUACUAAGCUCGACCGUUGAGCCUGCCGCUGGGAUCGGAGGUCUGCUCUCCCCCAGUAUCUUCAUGGACGUUAACAUGCUUUCGUUGAGUACCGGGCGCGAACGCACGGCAGAACAGUACGCCGCACUGUACACCACGGCCGGGCUCCACUUUUCAGGUGUUACGCCAACUCCGUCGCCGUACGCCAUUGUGGAGGGCACUGUCGAGUAAGUGACAAUCUAACGUUAGCGCGAUUAGAUUUGGUUUGAAACGUAGACUAACGUUAUAAAAGGUCUUAAAUGCCCGUUGAAUCUGACA
Molecule: messenger RNA, 1179 nt
Organism: Aphanomyces invadans
Lineage: Eukaryota; Oomycota; Saprolegniomycetes; Saprolegniales; Verrucalvaceae
Exons: 1
Coding region: 37-1092 (351 amino acids)
Molecular function (GO): O-methyltransferase activity
Source: RefSeq, a predicted model, not a curated record